Pleuronectes platessa (European plaice) is the source of this 4909-nucleotide messenger RNA. RefSeq names its product meiosis inhibitor protein 1-like. The record is from RefSeq and is a predicted model, not a curated record. Gene Ontology annotation, biological process: meiosis I. The transcript is spliced from 32 exons. NCBI's taxonomy places the organism in Eukaryota, Metazoa, Chordata, Actinopteri, Pleuronectiformes, Pleuronectidae.
AUGACGAGCAGGGAAAUCGUCCAUGAUAAGAUCCACUUCAGACACGACCCCAAGUGGAGCCGCAGCCUGGUGACCUCAGAGAGCGGGGGGCUGCUGGUCUGCGUGGCCUGUGUCAUGGAGAUGAUCGAGAGUGACGACAUGGCAUCAGUGAGGAAGUCCUUCGCCCUGUCUGGUAUCACUGAGGUGCUGAAGUGUUCUCCAGGGGCCAUGAAGGAGCUGCUGCAGCAGGACCAGCGAGUCCUGAUGCGUUUCACAGCCUCACUAAUGGGGAUGCUUCACACCGUGGAGGACGUCAGCGCCCUGGAGAAGGUUCAGCAAGUGCUGGUUCAGCUGCUUUUAGAGCUCCAGAGCGAGGUGUCAUUUCGCUUUGUUUUGGACGAGAUCGACAAACAGCUAAGUGACCAGCACAGCCUGAAAGGUUUCCAGCCCACAUUCAACCUCUUGGGGACCCUGGUGGAAGCCGGCCGCAACGUGGCCAAUAUUCUGGUGACUCAGUACGGGUCCUUGCUGGGGAGCUUGUGCUCAGCUCUGCUUUAUCCAGAUGAAGGCCUGAAGGCUUCGGUCCUGUAUGUGUGGCUCAAACUGUUCAGGGGAUCUGCAGCCCAGUCGUUGCCCAUUGCCAUCAGAGACAGGUUGUGUGUCCUACUGUUGCAGACCCUGGCCAAUGCAGGCUCCCCUCAGCUCAUCAGAAGUUGUGUUGGCCUGCUGUGGCUGCUAGUGCAGCUGGCAGAGGCUGUGUCGGUUCUGAUGAACUGCACUGACAGUCAGAUCAUGUGCCAUGAGAACCAAAGCAUCCACACCGACAACAGCCAGAUCCUCAGCCAAAACCAAGAGCAACAAUCUCUUGACUGCUGCCAUUUGCCUCUCAUACUGAAACAGCUGCUGCUUAGUGGGGAUGAGAUGUUGCAGGUGACCAGUUCCAAGUGUAUUGCCGCUGUGCUGGUUCAUUCUCCCAGUCAGUACAGCGCCCCCUUCAUCCAGGCGGACAUACCUGAGUUUCUCUUUGACCGUCUGGCCAGUACUACCAGUGAGAUGCUGCUGUGGUCAGUCUACAGCUGUUUGGUGUUACUGACCGAGGACCCGCUGUUCUUCUCCCAGUGUCACUCUGUCUAUGGUAUUGAAUCCCUGGUGCGCAGUCUGAAGGAGGCUCAGCGGCUGUCCAACCUGGAGGUGCAGAAACAAGGUCUGCUGCUCCUGACUGAGAUACUGGAGAGGCAGCCCCCGAGCGUGCGUCUGUUCCCCAGCGGUCCAGGGUUCGUGGCGGCUUCAGAGGCCGUGGCAGCCGGAGUCUCCUCCUCCUGCCUGCUGGUGGCCACACAGGGAGUCAGUGCUGCCUCCGCCCUCUUCAGACUGAACCACCAGGCCAGACCAGUACAGUACAGCGAGGUGGGAAGACUGGUGGAGGCCAUCACAGACAGAUUCUCUGAGCUGUCCCCACUUUCCUCCACUCAGCGGAGAAGCUCUGUGAGUCAGCAGAUAAUAACAUUCAUAAACUGGUCAAGCCUCAGCAGCCAGGCUUCCAGGUCCGAGGGAUUUCUGCUCCAGGCCCUGGUUUGUUGUCAGGCUGCAUGCAGGUUGGCUGAGCAGUGUGCCUCAGACCCUGCUCUGAAGGAGAACGCCUUCACUGCUCCGUCCAGACAAGGCUCCUCUCAGGAUUCACUGGAGUCUCUGUGUCGCACUCUGCUUCACUGCUGUGACUCCAUCUGGAUUCCCACCGUCACCAGGAUGUACGAGCGUGCACCCAACGCUCAGAUACUGCAGUACUUCUACUCCAUCCUGUCCUCCCAGUUCACCCUCCUCCCGCCCCUCAUGCCUGACUUUGCAAAUAAGCUAGCAUCCUCUGGUUUCUUCCGGCUGGCUCUUGAACACAAAGGCCUGCUCUGUGCGGGAAACAGGAACCCAGAUCUGAAUGCGUCUUGCUGUGGUUUUCUACAGAAACUCAGUAUGUGUCUACUUUCCCAGUCAGACCCUGCUUCUGGCUCUUACCAGUCUGAUGUGGAGGAGGUGGAGAACCUUCUGCUGUACAACCUUCCCUCUGUGUGUCGGCGUCUGUCUGACUGGCCCUCUCUGCUGUGCGAGGCCCCAGGACUCCAGCUGUCUGAACACAAAGGGCCGAGGGCCACUCAGUACUGUGUGGUGAUCAUGCUGCACCUUGCCUUGCAGCAGGGAGACAGGCUCCUCCCAGACCAGACAGUGUUCUCCAGCGUGUUGUGGCUGUUGCAGUCGGUGCAGGAGCAGGGCAGCUGCUUCCUGCCUCGCUCGGUGCUCCGCUCUGCCCUCUACCUGCUGGCAGUGACACAGGACAAGAGCCCCGGCCUGGACAGGGCUCCUCUGAGCUGCAUCAGCAAGGCGCUGUCGUCGUGCCAGAGCUUCUCAUCCCUCUACAUUCACCAUCCCGCACUCCUCCACUUCAUCUGUCGCUAUCCGGAGCUGGCCGAGAAAUUUGGGGCCUUGGUCCUGGAACUUUGGUUGACCAAGCAAACACAGGAGGCGGAUGCCAGGACGUCCAUGGUGAGGGAGCCGUCGUUCUUCCACGUCGGAGAAAGGCCGGAACAGAAGCCAGACAUAGAAACCGUGGAGCUUCUGACUCUGAAGUACCCGACUGUCGUUCUGACCCUUCUGGACAUGCUGUGCACCAGGGAGCCCCCCCUGGCAGAGCGAGCCCUGGGGGUGCUACAAGUGCUUUUGGGUGGUCGACGAGACUACGAGGUGGAUCUGUGUGCCAAACCCAGGCUCCUGCAGGCACUACAGAGGUUCAGUGUGGAGGUUCAGGGUCAUGGGCUCGGGCAGGGACACACCACACAAGCAGUGAACUCGCUCCCUCUGGUGCUGAAGCUGCUUUCUGUGAUGCAGGCCAGUGACUCGUCUUCAUCCUCUUCCUACAGAAAGACGGAUGAAUUGCACUUCAAGCUGCUCUACCAUGUGAGUAAUAUCGCAGGAAAGUUGACACCGACCAAUGUGGAGAGCCUGCUGCCUGCGUUCAGCUACCUGUACUGCUGCCUGAGCCUUUGUCCUGCACACUGUGCUGACAGAGCUGUCUCCAUGCUGCUCUCCAACAGUGGACUGAUGGACCAGCUGCAGACAGCCCUCUCCUCCUCCUCUGCUCCAUCCCUCUCUCCAUCAGCCUGUCCUCCUUCCUCCCUGCUGUGCUGCAGCCAGCUCCUCCUGUCCUCCCUCAUUACCUUGCAGCAUGUUCACUCAGCUCAGGUCCAUAAGAGCGUCAGCUGGAGUCUGGACGCAGCUGUGGAGCGACUGCUCUUUCGGAAAAGACACACAGACAAUCUCCUGCUGGUCAGCGGCCUGAGGUUGCUGCAGGCUCUACUUGACGUUAACCUGGUAUCAACAGUCGUAUGUGUGAGCACUGGUUCUGAUUUGGUUGAACCCCCGGGGGUCCAAGACGGAGCGCUGUACCCGCUCAGCUCCAGGGGGGUCCAGUGCCUCUCAACUGCUCUCACUGGACUUCUAUUGCAGAAGCACGAGCUGUUGCUGAGAGCUGCUGUCAACUGUCUAAGCUCCUUGCUGGGCUUCCUUCAGAGGAAGAGGGAUACUUCAGGGAAACAUGCGGUGUGCCAGCCAUGGACUCGAUUCCUCCUCUACUGCCUGCUCAACUCAGGAGACGGCUGCCUGCUGCACCCUGCCAUCCUCAGACUCAUCACACUGGUGAGAGCUUCCACACUGUCACACCCAUGCCACUAAAAUCAGCUCCUGCAGCACAGCAGCACGUCAGUCCUGUGGGAGCCUGACCUGCUUCAGGUGAUGGAGGCGGUGGAGAGGACGGGGGUGAAGGAGAUCAGCCGAGAAGCAGCACAGGCCCUGAGGCUCCUCCUCACACAGGUCCAGAGCAGCUUCCUGCAGCCGCCACCCACAGAGGAGCACAAGCAGAGAGUCAGGAAUCUGAUGGAGGCCCUCAGCGUCCAGACACCAGCCAAGAGCUGCUCUCCCAGUCCGCCCAGCAACGUCCUACACGCUGGAGAUGUGUUCGUCUGCCUGUCGGAUUUCACUCUGACAACCGGCUGAUGUUCCCGGGAACCUAAACAUGGAGUUUAUAAAUGAUGAGUUUAACAGUUCUUUUUACUUGUUAAUUUAUUGUUAAGUUUCCUUUAAUCCCUGCAGUUCCUCAUGCUUCUUGUGUUUCUCUGUUUUCAUCUUAAAGCAGCAGGCUCCUAACUUAAGUGCCACAGUGAAAGACUUCACAGCCUUGAAUUGUUUUCUCUGAAGUACUUUGAAUUCACAGGUGGUGUUAAAGACGAGUUACUCAUCUCUGAGCUUUUGUGAUUAUAAGGCAACGUUGUACUUUUUCUGAUUUCUGAUUUAAAACCCAUUUGUGCCUUUGUUGUAGGCCGACCUCAGUGUUAUGAUUCUUCUUCUAUGUUCGAACAUUAAUUUCCCCGAACCAGACGAUCUCUACUUCUUCCUUCACCACCUGAAGGACACGAUCUUCAUAAAGAUGUUGCUUAAUUUAGAACUUUACAGCUGCGUAGUCUCAGCACCGGUCAAGGUCAAACCUGCCGUUACUGUAUUAAUGUAGGAUCGGGACGAGCGAGUCACGUUCAUGGAUUCUGUUAAGUGGCCUCUCUGGCAAAUUGAAAUAAAAAAACUGUCAAAUUAAAAUACUGCUUGUUUUUCUGCUUAAUCCCUCGGGUCCCCGGAGGCUGUGAGCAGGGGACACGUUUGAAUCCCUGUGACUCAUGAGACACAUGAAAUGAAAGAGCAGCAAAAGAAGUAAUUGACUUGGUAAUUACAGUUGUUGGCUUCUGGCUUCACCCCAUAGGCCAAUCCCUGUGCCUGGGGGGAAGGUUCGAUCCCAGUGAGGGUUGGGGGUUGUACUCCAGACUCUGGCCGUUGACACAAGUUUUUAUCCGGCUCUGCCUCCGGUGCUGGAAACUUGACACCCAAGCGGACGUGUUAA